AUGCCUCGAGCAUUCCUGAUCACCAAUAAGAGGUACAAUUCUGCGGUGGAUUAUGAAGAAAAUCGAAUAUCCAGAGAGGCGAGCCCGGAACGCGUUGUAUCGACAGCGGAAGGAGGACCCUUGUUCCGGUCGACAUCCUUCGAUAGCGAGGGGGACUCGAUAGGAUUCGAGUCCCUCAAGCCAACCAGUCCCCAUUCUCCAGCGCAUGAGUCCCGGUCCCUCCAGCAGAGUCCUUCAGUGGAAGAACCCACAACACUAGGACUCACGGUAUUCCGUCCUUUGGACCAUGACUCUCGAUUGAACGCUACAUACAGCAACAUCAGUUUCAGUGCACCAGCGCAAUGUGGCUUCUUCCGUCCAUGUCAGUCCAACACCUCAGCUUUGGUCACCGUUAUCCGGCAGCUCAUGCAACAACCAUCGUCCAGUCCGAACCGAUCUUCGCCGGAUAUUAGUAAUCGCAGUUCUCCGACCUCCGGACAGUCGGACACUCACGUGUGCGGCGAGUGCGGCAAGCGAUACAGCACCUCCAGCAACCUCGCGCGGCACAGACAGACGCACCGAUCAGUGACAGACAAGAAGGCGCGCAAGUGCCCCCACUGUGAAAAGGUGUACGUGUCUAUGCCAGCGUACAGCAUGCACGUACGCACGCACAGCCAGGGCUGUCAGUGCCCGUACUGCGGAAAGUGCUUUUCCAGGCCGUGGCUUUUGCAAGGCCACAUCCGCACUCACACCGGUGAAAAGCCGUUCACCUGUCCCGUGUGCAGAAAGGCCUUCGCAGACAAGUCGAACCUGCGUGCUCACAUCCAGACUCACUCCAGCAGCAAACCUUACGUGUGCGGCCGGUGCGGCAAAGCCUUUGCUCUCAAGAGUUACCUCUACAAGCACGAAGAGUCAUCGUGCAUGCGCGUACACAGGCAGCAACAUGCGAAAGAAACAGCAUUGGAUCUCGCCCCCAAAGCCAUUGACCAAAAAGAAUACUCUUCGAUGAUCCUUGAGAGAAAUACGGCAAUCCUUGUUGGGUAG
Uloborus diversus is the source of this 1023-nucleotide messenger RNA. RefSeq names its product zinc finger protein SNAI2-like. The record is from RefSeq and is a predicted model, not a curated record. Bases 1 to 1023 code for a protein of 340 amino acids. Gene Ontology annotation, biological process: regulation of DNA-templated transcription. The transcript is spliced from 3 exons. NCBI's taxonomy places the organism in Eukaryota, Metazoa, Arthropoda, Arachnida, Araneae, Uloboridae. Gene Ontology annotation, molecular function: DNA-binding transcription factor activity, RNA polymerase II-specific; RNA polymerase II cis-regulatory region sequence-specific DNA binding.